Molecule: messenger RNA, 912 nt
Organism: Mytilinidion resinicola
Lineage: Eukaryota; Fungi; Ascomycota; Dothideomycetes; Mytilinidiales; Mytilinidiaceae
Exons: 2
Coding region: 1-912 (303 amino acids)
Source: RefSeq, a predicted model, not a curated record
AUGCGCAGCGCGGCAGGGAAGCCCGAAUCUCACUCUCCGCCGACGCCGGCCGCGAGCAUCCAGCGCGCGGGCGGCGCGGCAGCUGAGACUCGGGAUGCCGGCCGCGACCGCUGCUCCGUCCAGCACGGCGGUGGACGCGACUGCAGCAAGACGGCGCGCGACCAGCAGCCAGCAGCCAGCAGCGUGCUUCUCCCGCGCUCCACCCGCGCUUGGCGGGCCCGAGGCGCACGGCGUAGAUUGCUCGCCCUGGGACGGCUUGUGGCAUUGCACCAGUCCCCGCCGAUCGAAGCCUCUGAAACGCAAGCCGAGGCCAAUCAGCGGCGCCCCGGGACGCCCUGCUAUCUCCACCGGCCACCUCCCGACUCAGUCCCAACGGCGGAAACCGUUUCGCCGCCAGGCUCCAGAGCUUCACGAUGCGCGCUGCCCGAUGAUCGCUGCAGCCGCAUCACCGCAAUCACGGGCGGACCAGCCUCACGCAAGCAGCCGCCGCGCGCCGUCGCACCUUGCCAGCGUCCAGCCGUCUUGGCGAAGGCCCUCCAGGCUGGAGUCGCCGCAGAGCGUGCAGGAACGCCUCAGAGCGCUCUCGCAGAGCUGGCACGCUGGCACGCUGGCAAUUCCAAUCGAACAGCCCCCAGCGACCCCUACAUACAGAUCCGCUCGAGGCCGCCUGCCAUCUGCGUGCGACCCCGCGAGUCACGCCUGGGGAGGCUUGUCCCCAGAUCCCCGCCGUCCAUCGCCACUCCUCCAGGCGUCGCCCAACACGGCAGCCUUCUAGAAAGCUGCACAGGCCCGGCAGCCUCGUCAGCCCGCCGCUCGUCUCGAACAUCCGCGCCCUUCUUGGCCGCGCCCGACGCCCCGCUGCCUCCUCCCUGGCCGCCUCGUCAUCACGGCCUCACGGCCAUGCCUCUCUAG